Molecule: messenger RNA, 1168 nt
Organism: Megalobrama amblycephala (Wuchang bream)
Lineage: Eukaryota; Metazoa; Chordata; Actinopteri; Cypriniformes; Xenocyprididae
Gene: pou2af3
Product: lnc RNA pou2af1
Exons: 5
Coding region: 341-931 (196 amino acids)
Molecular function (GO): POU domain binding; DNA binding
Source: RefSeq, a predicted model, not a curated record
UCCCACUGUUUAUGUCUUCACAAGGCUGAGCAACCAAUUAAAAAAUUAGAAAAGAAGGACAACUGUUUUUGCAUCUAUUUUUUACACAUUUCAUAUUGGGAGGAAGUUAUUAGGCGCGGCUUUACUCAUGUAGGAAGGGAUCAGAGGACUGCCCAUUAACUAUAUCAAGAAAUAACUUUACAUCUGGCGAGGGGAUCGCAAAAACUAACUUGGACUCUGGACGUUUUUAGCAGAUAAACCCAAGGUAUACCAGGGCGUGCGUGUGAAGACCACUGUCAAGGAGUUACUGCAGAAGCACAGAGCCCUGCAGGCACAGAAAACCGCAACGAAAUCACAAGCCAUGGCUGGUCGCGAUGUCUGCUCUACGACCUUGAAUACCCACCUUGAUGUCUUCUCUGGAAUGCAAGCUCCAGAGCCUUAUUUCCAGACACGUCCCUUUACCGAAAAUGCCAACAUCCCGAUGGAGAAUGCUUAUGAUCAUCAACAGAUGAUGCACAUGAUGCCACCUGAGACUUUCAGCGGCAGUAAUUUCGUGUGUCCCACUUCAUCGCAGUGGUCUAAUGGAUAUAUGCCUUCAAAUACGGACCUCUAUGGUACUAGCCUGGUAUCGAGGUCACCUUCAGACUCCUUCAAUCUCCCCAGUCCAGUUGACUACAACAGUUACUCCCCCCCUCAGUCCCACUCUUCUUCUUCCUCGUGCUACAGCUCCCCGACACGGAUGGAUUUGAGCUCCAGUUUCUCUCCAGAGAAUUACCACUAUCAGCAUUGCAACCUUCAGCAUUGUUUUUGUCUGUCGCACUGGUCCAAUGCGCAGGAAGGCAUGGCGACUUCGGAGUAUGCGCCCUACGGCUCAUCAGACUGUUUGUUUUCAUAUAGCGACGACAGUUAUUUCAGAAGGGAUACCUCAAACUCAGAGAUGUGUUACUUAUAAAAUGCAGAUUUUUUAAGCACUUUGCGCGAAAAUUCAGUGUCAUAAUUGAUGCAUUUGAAUGCAUGUGUUGUAUUUUAGUUUAGAUCAAAGAAAAAGAAAUGAUAGAAUGCAUGAUUAGGCUUAGGUUUGGAGAGUUGUUUGUUAAGCAACAAGGUUGAUUGCAGAGAGCUAAAUAUGUGUGAGUAUAAUUUACAAAAUAUUCAUUUAUCUUUUCUACAAUAAACAUAUUUUUCAUAA